Messenger RNA from Olea europaea var. sylvestris, 923 nucleotides. RefSeq names its product translation initiation factor eIF-2B subunit alpha-like. The transcript is spliced from 5 exons. NCBI's taxonomy places the organism in Eukaryota, Viridiplantae, Streptophyta, Magnoliopsida, Lamiales, Oleaceae. Gene Ontology annotation, cellular component: eukaryotic translation initiation factor 2B complex. The record is from RefSeq and is a predicted model, not a curated record. Gene Ontology annotation, molecular function: guanyl-nucleotide exchange factor activity; translation initiation factor activity. Bases 1 to 798 code for a protein of 265 amino acids. Gene Ontology annotation, biological process: translational initiation.
AUGUACUUUAUGUGCAUGUAUGCAUUCAAAUCUUACACUCUGAAGCAAUUGAGAUCAUGGGACGCCACCUCUAUCUCUUUAACGGCUGGCUGUGAUCUGUUUAUGCGAUAUGUAACAAGAACUUCAGCUUUGGAACAUGAGGACUUCAAUUCAGCAAAGUCCCGCCUUCUUGAACGUGCAGAGAGGUUUGGUGAGAUAUCGUACAAGGCUCGCAAGAUAAUUGCAAUGCUCAGUCAAGAAUUUAUUUUUGAUGGCUGUACAAUUCUGGUACAUGGUUUCUCUCGUGUGGUGUUGGAAGUUUUGAGGACAGCAGCACAAAAUAGGAAACUUUUUCGAGUUCUCUGCACAGAGGGAAGACCAGACAGGACAGGGUUAAGACUGUCCAAUGAGCUGGCCAAGCUUGAUGUUCCUGUUAAGCUCUUGAUAGACUCUGCGGUGGCAUAUAGCAUGGAUGAAGUUGACAUGGUGUUUGUCGGAGCAGAUGGAGUGGUGGAAAGCGGAGGUAUAAUAAAUAUGAUGGGGACUUACCAAAUUGCAUUGGUUGCUAAGAGCAUGAAUAAACCAGUUUAUGUUGCUGCUGAAAGCUACAAGUUUGCUCGUCUCUAUCCAUUGGACCAAAAGGACAUGGUUCCGGCCUUGCAUCCAAUUGAUUUUGGGGUACCGAUUCCAUCCAAGGUUGAGGUUGAGACAUCUGCCCGGGAUUAUACACCUCCUCAGUAUCUUACCUUCCUUUUCACGGAUUUGGGUGUUCUGUCACCAUCUGUAGUAAGCGACGAGCUCAUCCAGCUUUACUUAUGACGUAUUUAGUUGGCAUUGCAGCGACUUGAAUCCUUGAUUUGCACAGACAUGUUUGCUUUGCAAUUUAGUGAUUGUGGCCUACUUUUCUAUAUAUGCAUGUGAGUGCACUUGCAGAAGUUUGUAUC